Cyprinodon variegatus (sheepshead minnow) is the source of this 4071-nucleotide messenger RNA. It is a transcript of the gene bcam, whose product is annotated as basal cell adhesion molecule-like. Bases 183 to 2015 code for a protein of 610 amino acids. The transcript has 17 exons. Gene Ontology annotation, biological process: homophilic cell-cell adhesion. Gene Ontology annotation, cellular component: plasma membrane; presynaptic membrane. The record is from RefSeq and is a predicted model, not a curated record. Lineage: Eukaryota; Metazoa; Chordata; Actinopteri; Cyprinodontiformes; Cyprinodontidae.
GAGAGAGGGAGAGGCAGAGAGAGGCGCUCAUUUCGCACAGAGAGAGAGAUACGGAGAGGCAAAUCAGCGCUGGAGAAAAGAAGAAAACACUUUCAAGGCCAUAUUUCCAAUUUUUUUUACCCUUAAAAAUAAAAUCAAAGUGACCACCUUUUCCUUAAAAAAUAAAAGUUAAAGAAGCGGUCAUGGCCGGGAUCAUGGGACGCACGCCGCUCAUAUGCACCUUGCUCCUCUGGAUACUUCACGUUUGCAGUGGAGUUAUAAAUGUUGAAGUAAACCCCAAGGUGGAGGUGAAUGGAGGGGAAACAGCCAAACUGCCCUGUCGCUUUUCUGGUACAAACUUAAACGAUGUUAUUGUUCAGUGGUUCAUGGAGAAAGAUGGACAAAGAACACGAGUGGCUUAUCGUACAAAGCUUGGAGCGGAAUCGAUUGAUCCUGAUACUCCCAUUUCGAAACGAGCCAGUUUUUCUGGGGACCUUACCUUGACCAUCAAGUCUGUAAAAAUCUCUGACCAGCUUACCUACUACUGCGAAGUCAAUGCUGGAAAGGAAGCUAAUGAAAAUGCCACUAGGCUUGAAGUGUUUGUUACUCCCCAGAAGCCAGAAAUCAAAAAACCCUCUUCUCAGGCCAUCUCAGUGAAUCAAGGCAGUAGCUCAGAGAUCGGCACCUGCAACACAAUGAAUGGAUUCCCUGCUCCAAGGAUCAUCUGGUUCAAAGACGAUAAGCCUCUCCCCGAGGUCAAGAAUUCAUCCGAGAACACCUACAUGGUUCCCUCUACGGUGAAAGAGGCUUCGGGUCUGUACACCAUAAAGAGCAUCCUGUAUAUGAAGCCCACAAAGGCUGACAAGGACUCUAAGUUUCAUUGUACUGUGGAAUACAGCUUGGCUGGAUCACAGAACAAGAACCUCCAGAUGACCUCCGACCCCAUGAAAAUUGAACUUCACUAUCCUUCUGAAAAAACAAUGAUUGGUCUUUUAAAUGCUACAAAGGUGAAAGAGGGGGAUGAUGUCACUAUAAAAUGCGAGACCGAUGGAAACCCACAGCCGUUAAUAGAGAUUUCUAAAGAUGGAAAAAUCAUCGGUAACAAUGGUCUUCUGACACUGAAAUCUGUCAAACGUACUGAUUCUGGUAAAUACAUGUGCAAAGCUACAGACUUUGAUCAGUUGGACUUAGACCUAGAAGCUGAAAUGGACCUCGUUGUCAACUACCUUGAGCCGAUAAGUGUGACUCCCGCUGGGAAUCAAGUCGUCAUGUUGGGAGAGAAGAAGGAGUGGCAGUGUAAGACCAAGGCAUCUGAAGCUCACACUGUUCAAUGGAAAAAGGGAUCCACUGUGCUCUCUCAAGAUGGCAUCCUAUCCAUUGAAAGUGCUACAUAUGAUAAAGCUGGAGAGUACGUGUGUAUUGGAGCCGUUCCAGACGUCCCGGGACUGACAGCCGAGGCCAGUGUAAACCUGACUGUGAAAGGAAAACCCCAGAUUGAGACUCCUGCAGUGGCAGAGGUGACAAAGGAAGGGGAUGAAGUGACGCUAAAGUGUUCAGCUUAUGGUUUCCCCACCCCUCAGUUUACCUGGAAGCCCUCUGGAAAAGAGUCUGUCUUAAUUAAAGAUAACAAAGCUGAAAGCACUGUGACUCUACAAGCCACGCCUGAUGUCAUGCUGAAGGGGGUGACCUGUGAAGUCUCCAACGAGCACGGAACAGAUAGCAAGACCCUCCAAGUAGCUAUUAAACGAGCAAACACAGCUGAAGUGCUGCUCUCUGGAAACCCUGUGCUUACGUCAGCAGACAAGCAUCAGGGAGGCUCCAGCGUUGUUGUGGUGGCUGUGGUGGUCUGCGUUCUGCUUCUUCUGCUGAUGGUUGCACUCAUCUACUUCCUGAGCAAGAAGAGCACAUUUUGCAACAAGAAGAACAAAAAGGAAGCGGCCACUGGACAGGUAAACAACAUUGUGGUGGAGAUGAAGACGGAAAAGGCCAAUGAAGAAGCUGGUCUGCUCAACAAAAAACCCAACACAGAACAGUAAUCAAGCCGGACGACGGAAAUAAUUCUGGGGGACAUAAGAAAGUGGAUAACAGCUUAAAGGACAACAGGAUAUUUUUUGGUUUCUGAUUCAUGAUUGUAACAAACAAUAAUCAGUGAUGCUGGGUAGGGGUACAUGUUCAUGGCCUUGAAGAAUCACCAUGAUCAGCUUGGGCUUUGUUUGUUUUCAGACCUGGACUAGAACACCUGAGUGGAGAUUAUUAAGUUUUUUUGGGGUUCUUUUUGUUACAUAAAAUAGUUUAAGAAAUCCAUUCAACACACAGAUAAAAAACAAAAAGCAACAGCUAAAUGCUUCACUGGAUACUAUCUCUUUUUUUUCUUUAAUCACAUUAUUUUGAUAACCUUGUUGUAUGUUCUAUUUUGUGUCUUCAAUCAAUAAUUACAAAAAGCUUCUCUGUUUUGGAGUGUGUUCUUAAAUUACUUCAUAUCUGCUGGGAAUUUGGGGAAAAAACUCUCUUACUGUAAACCAUCUCAACUUGCAUAAUGUAAUCCUUCGAGCACAUACAUUUGUUACCGUAAAUAUUUGAUUGAGAGUCUCUGUAUUUUUGCUUUACCAAUGUUCUAUAAUGUUGUUUGCCACCUGCUUUUGUUUUGGAUGCAUUUGUCUUCAUUUUCCAUUCACAGUUUAUAGAAAGGUAUUUAAUAAUUCUCUUUAGAAUCACUUAUGAAUUGCAACCCAAUUCAUAAAAACACCAAAUGUGCAUUUUUGUCAUGCUUUAUUUUUACCUUUUUUUUUAAAGUCACAUCUAUGUAUAUUAUGCCUGUGCUCCUUGCUUUAGUUUUUUGUUGUUUAAUAUACUUUGUUAAAACAGCUUUUUCUUAUCAGAGAACAUGGUGAAAGUGGUUGCUAACAUUGUGUUUGAUUUAUAUUGAAAUAUGGGAGUGACGUCAAUUCCACGUCAAGCGAAUUCUGGUUGCAAUUCAGAAAAACUUUGUAAUUAGCCUACUUAGUGAUAGAUACUCAUUGAUACAAUGCAUUGAGCAUUUUAUUAUGUUUCUCUAUUUUUUGCAUUUAAGAAAAUAACAUUCUCAGAAAUAGUACAAGAAAUAUUACAAUACCUCCACUGGUUCAAAAACAAUAAGCUGUCAGAAAUAUAAACAAACAUUUCUGCACAUUUGUCUAUGUUUUAGUCAUGUGCAGCAGCAAUACUGAGCUUUAACUAGAGAUUGACUUGUGACUUCCAGCUGUCUGGAUUAAAGUUUCAAAUUUAAGUAAUGUUCAAUUUUAUUUUAUUUCUAAUGUGAAACUGAACAUUCCACCUUCAGAGUAGGAAAUGCUGCUGGUUAUUAUUUGAAACAAUUGGUGUCUCAGUUUAAGAUGUCCACCCUACGUGGACAAUCCCCCUGAAGUUUGUAUUUUCGGCUUAAACUCUAAAACGUCAUUUUUUAUUAUAACAAAAUGGGAUUAUCAAGAGGCGUUACAAUGUAGUGAUAACUUCUGAGAUAUGUGAGAUGUUGUUUACUAGUUUAAAUGUUUUGACAGGCUCAUCAUUAUACAGUCUGCAUUUAGGUACGUCAUUUAGACAUUUUUCUGUUACUGUCAGCAGGCCAAAAAAGAUUGGAUAGCAGGUUGAAUCCAUAUUUUUUUACUUUGCUAUACACUGGAACCACUAAACUUAAUAUUAUCCUUUAAACUAUGUCAGUUCAAACCACUAUCUGUGGCCAGAAUGUCUGUUGUCUGAGACUUUGACCACUAUCUAUAUUCUUUAUUUCUUACCAUGUUUUAUAUAAGAUUGUUGUAAUUUUUAUUUUUUUUUAGAAAGGGUAUUUUAAUUUUGGAACUACUGAGUUUUUUUUCCCAUACUUUUCACUUGCUGAACAAAGAUAGAACUUUAUGGGACUUUUUGUAUUCAUUUUUGUUUUUCGAAUGAGAUUUUCUCAGUGCUUUAAUUCUCUCCCUUUUUAUUGCAUACUGUAUAUUUUGUGGUACACUGUUGUGAUCAAUGUGGCGUGUUAAUGUAUCUUGUUUUUAUUUCUUUUCCAGCUGUUUAGAAUUUAUAAUGAAACAGGAAAAAAAAAGCUUAAGAAAGCCAAUCAUA